This is a messenger RNA of Naegleria gruberi, 5745 nucleotides long. RefSeq lists its product as uncharacterized. The transcript has a single exon. Lineage: Eukaryota; Heterolobosea; Eutetramitea; Acrasida; Naegleriidae. Bases 1 to 5745 code for a protein of 1914 amino acids. The record is from RefSeq and is a predicted model, not a curated record. Gene Ontology annotation, molecular function: Hsp90 protein binding.
AUGGAUGCUAAUUGGUUUGCACAACAAUUGGGUUAUCCAAUUCAAAGCUCUUGCAAUAAUCCAACACAACCAUGUGAAUUUGAAAGUUUGACCCAAUCACUUCCGAGAGUUUUUGGACCAUCAGGUGUGCUGAACAACCUAACUGAAAAGCAAUUAGAUACACUCUUGAGAGUUCUCAGGUUGUGUAAUAUUUAUGAAAAGCAUGAUUCUGCACCUUCGGAACUAAACGAAAAACAAAAGAAGAUUUACAUGAUCGAACAAUACUACAAGAAUCCAGAUGAUCAUGAUGUGAAGGCUCUUUCAAGAGACUUUUCAGAACACAGAAAUGCAGCUGGUUCUCCUGCUCAUGACAUGAUGCAUCAAUCACCAGAUAUGUACAAGACUAGAAACGAUUAUCAAGCUUCAAAAAUUGCACACGGUGCUCAUGACUAUGUUAACACCCCAGAGAAGCUUGAGAAACAAAUUUCCGAAGCAUUAAAACUCUCUCCAAAUUGUAUUGAAGCCUACAACCUCUUAGCAAUGUACAAGGCAAAGAAUUUUGAGGAAGCACUUCAAUAUUAUAGACAAGGACAAUCUAAAAAAGAUAAUUAUUACCAUCCAACCAAUUCUAAACUUGACAAGACUGGAAAUUGGCUUCAUCAUCAAUUUAGACAAUAUUUUAGAGCAAUAAUUGGAGAAGCCAAUGUUUUACGAAGAAUGGGAAGGUAUGAAGAAGCUCUUGAUGCCUAUUAUAGAGCUCAAAAGUUAGAUUCAGAAAUUCAUGGAAUGAUGGUUUCAUAUUGCAAUUUUCAAGCUAAUAUUCCAGAAUGCUUAAUGAAACUUGGACGAUGGAAGGAAGCUUAUGAUUUCAUGAAGAAAGAUGUGGAAAUGUUAAAAUUGAGUUCUUCCAAAUAUUUACUUUGGAGUUUUGGAUUGUGUGACUAUAUUGUAAACAAGAAGACUCCACAAUAUAAUUCAGUAGAAGACCAAAUCAAGUAUGCAGAACGUAAAAAUGUUGACCAAGAUGUAGCCAUUGUAAAAAGCCCACUUUCUGCAGCUGGAGAAUGGUCUUCUUACGUUUUUGAAUAUCUUUUGGGAAUAAGAAAGUUGGCCAAUGUUGGAUUUCCUAGAAGCUUUUCUAGUACAGUUGGAGAGGCUCCAUCAUUUAGUGCUGAUUCCCAAUACGUUUCAGAUAAUCUUGAUUUAUGGCUUGCAAAUCCUGAUGCUUUAGAGUAUGCCAUCAAAAAUGUAAAUAUUGUGAACUCUCAUCUUUGUCUUAGUGGUGAAGAGCACAAACUAAAAAGAAAACACUUCGACCAUAGCAAACCAGUCCAAAACUUCUUCCAGGUUUAUUCUAAACUAUAUUUCCCUAAUGCCAGAACUCAGGUACAUCUUUCACUUCUCCAUAAGGCUGUUGAUUUGAACAACUUGGAGGCUGUCAAGCUGUUGGUGGAGCAUGGAGCACCCAUUAGAACUCCAUAUGAACCUAAUCCAUUCCAUUUUUCAUGCUAUUAUGAUCGCUCAAGAGAAAUUGUGCAAUUUUUCUGUGAAAAAUCAGGUAAUCCUCUUUUUUCAAGUGGUGGUAUGCCGAGCCCAUUUGAAAUGGCUGUUAAUCAAGGAAAUUGGAGGCCAACAGUCGAGAUUCUUUCCUAUCUAUUGAAAAGAAAGAAAAUUACAAAUGACAUUUUGCUAACUGGUAUUGAAACAAUAUUUUCAACCAGUGUUUAUGAUUGUGUAAAAGGUGGUGAAACCUGUCAACGAUGUGACAAUCAUGACCAGCCACAUUCGAAAGAUCUUUCUUUCGAAAAAUGUAUUGAUGCUUUAUUUCUAUUUGGUUUAAAGAUAUCUAAGAAGGAAAUUCAGAACUUAUUGUACAGAACUAGUUCAAAAGACAAACUUGUCAAAUACAUUUUAGAUAGAGCUGAUGGUUCUGUUUUAAUAUUACCUAGAUCUUUGGAAGUUACAGAUUCUGAAGUUUUAAACCUCCUUUCCAAGAUUAGAAAUACAUCAACAAGCGAAAAGACAUCCACAACUGAGCCUAAAACUGAUGCUAAAUCUGAAACCAAAAAAUCUGAAUCAUCAACAGAGUCUCCUGAGGAUUUGAAGAAUAAGGGUAAUGAAGAGUUCAAAAAAGGUGCCUGUAUGAAGGCUUUAGAUUUCUAUAACAAGGCAAUCAAGCACCCUGAAUGCUCUUCUAGUUUAAAACCAAUAUUAUAUUCGAAUAUGUCUGCUUGCUUCUUUAAUUUGAAGCAUUUUGAAAGAGCUCUUUCAUGUGCUGAAGACUCUAUCAAAGCUGAUACUAAUUUUGUGAAAGGUUAUUUUAGAAAAGCAAUGUCACUCGAAGCUUUGAAACGAAUUGAUGAGGCAAUCAAAGUUGUCAAAAUUGCUUUAGCAAAGGAUCCUGACAAUGAAUCUAUGGUAACACUUUUCAAAAAGCUCAAGCAACAAGAAGUUGAAAAACCUGUUGAGACAGAUUUUGAUAAAUUGGAAAAGGGUUUAAAUGAUUUCUCAUACUUUAAGGAUAUGGUAGAGAAAGAAGGAUUUACAAGUAUUUUGGAAAAGAUGAAAGCAACAAUACCAAAAGAGCAAUAUGAACACUCUGAGAAAAUAGGAGAAAUGUUAGACGAGAUGAUUAAAAAGUGCCUAAUAGUUAUUGAUAAGAAAUUUACUCCUCACAGAAGAGAAAUCUAUUCGUACCUCAGAAAUAUGUCAAAAGACCAAAGAUUGAAGUACUUUGAAGGUUCUACAAAAUUUGAUCAUAAUAAUGAGAAGCUUUCUGAUAUGUUAAGGAAUGUCAUCAUUGAUGUCGAUACAUAUAGUCAAAUGAUGGAUGCUGUUAUUUAUUUGGGUGUUGAGAAUGUCAAACUAUCCCAACUGAUCAAUCCAACUAGUUUUUUGACACAGGCUCACCACAUUGAAAAAGUUUCACCACUAAUGUUUGGUUUUGAUGAUCCAGAAUUUGGUGGUUGGGAAACUCUAAUGCACAUAAUCACUUUCCUAUUAACAUAUAGUGGUGAUGUUUCAAAGAAAUGGGAAAAGGCAACACUUAGCAGCAUGAGUAAAUCAAAAGUAGAAGAAGUUAAAGAAGCAGCUACCGUUUAUGCUGCAAAGAAAAAGAAGCAUUGUCCAAUGUGCCCAAGAAUUGACGACGAAAAAUUCAGCCUGUUAGCUCUUAGCUUUGAUUUCAAUUACCAACAACAUUUGAAUACUAUUAGUAAUAUCCAAAACUCCAUUAAGGAUAGACAAGAGGCAUUUAACUACAUUUCAAAGUGUGAAGAACAUGUGUUUGAGCUUAUUACUGAAAAGAAUCAAUUAGAAUGUUUGAAAAAGUUUUUACAGGCUUCCCCAGAUAAUGGAUUUGAAGUAUUAGCCAACAUUUUUGCAGUUGCUCACUUAAAGCCAGAACAUAUCGAAAAAUCUUUAAAGUGUGUAGAUAUUCUCGAGAAAGACAGUGAAUUCUUCAAAAUCAUACUUUCUUUUGGAAGUACUGCCAAGUCAGUUCUAUCUCCUUCAUUAUGUAGGUUCAUUGCUAAUGGUGCAUUUGUUAGUGACAAGUUGGGGUGUUUACUUGAGGCACUACUUCCUGCUCUUUACCAUACUUUAGACUCUACAUUUGAGAUUGAUAGAGAUAUUUUACCUGAUUUAAAUACUCUUAGGGCAGUAGCAUCACUUUCUACCAUUCCAAAUUUAAAGAGAGGGCUUCAUUGUCUUGGUUUUGGUCAAUUAAUUUAUCAAAUUCAAGUGCAUCCAAAGACCUCAAAGCUGGAUCCUAUUAAGGCUGGUAUGGCAGCCACAUCAAAGGACUGGAUGACAAGUGGUGAGAAACAAAGAAUACCAUUCGUCUCCAAAUUUGACGCUUCUAAAAAGUUUACCAAUGAAGAACGUAGACAAUUUUUUGCUGCCACUCCUAAAUUUGCAACAAACGAAUUAGCUCCAAUUCAACCUUCCUUAAAGGAAAAAAUCAAACAGCAAGGGUUAACUAAAGGAAUAGCUGGAAAGUUUAUUAUUACUGCUUCAGAUGGUUAUGGCAUUUUCAGAAUAAUGAGAGUUGACAAUAUGGGAGGAGAAUAUGUUGUGACUUGUCUUUUAUUCAAUGCAUAUACACAAGUACUCAGAGACCAACUGGCAACCUCCUUUCCCUCCACUAAACAAUGUGAUAACUUUUUGAAAUCCUAUUUGGGCUCAACCAGACAAUUCAGGCCAUACAAAACAAAAUUUGCUGAUGAACCAUUUGCUUGCUUCACUGUUAUCUCUGAUAACGUUGCUCUUGACAUUGCAGAAUCAGCUAUUAACGAGACCAUUAAGAUCAGACCAUUAAACAGUGAAGAGGAAGAGGUAGUCCAAGCUUGGAGAAUGAUGUUUGGAAGACCAAAGGUGGGAAAGCAAAAAAAUACCAGAACACUCUACGAAGUAUUAUGGACUAAUCUUUCAGAUUUGAAACAACCUCCUCGUACACCUUACACAUUUAGAUUCUAUCGUGAAAUGUUUUGCACUCCAUUUUUCCACAACUUUUACUUUGCUAUUGCUGAGAAGGUUGAUUUUGGAUUUAUGAUGGCUUUUGAGACUAUUAGCGGUUUGAAUAUUCAAAGUAUUCAUGAUAUGGUUCCAUUACCAACUGAAUCAGUUAUGGAUUGGAUUAUUUGUAUGUGUGAUGUAGUGGAUCAUGCACCAGAAGCAAAGAAAUUCCUUGUAAAUAUCUUUACAUUUGCUGCACAUUAUUUCAAAGUGUAUGGAAAUACUGAUAUUGCUUCUGAUAUGUAUCAAAGUUUGAAGAAAUGGAAAGAUGGUUCAAUCAAGGCAAUUAAUGUACCAUUCAUAAGAGCCUUUAUUGAAAGAAGCUUAUAUUAUGAUGGUCAAGAAAUGCUUCCUGAUGCCAUGCUUGUAAAGAUUUACCAAACAUAUGGUUUUGAACAUGCAAUUAAUACAGCAUUAGAGAAUAGUAGAUCUAGAGUUCCAGCUCGUUUCGUACCUAGAAAUUCUGUCUUUACUGAAAUAUCGAAAGGUGUGGCCAAAUGGUGCAUGGCAAGAAAAGAAAAAGGAAAGAAGGCUCCAAACCUAAAGACAUUAUUUGAAAAGCUUGUACCUCUCAUUGCCAAGCAUCCUGAAAUGGGAGAACUUUCUGCUACAUUGUUGAUUUCAAUGUCUCACCAAAAACUUACAUCCUUACUCUCUUCUGUUUGGUCUGAUAUCAGUGCGGAAAAGAUGGAUAUUUCUAUUCCACAAGACAUAUUCGAGAUAGAUAGCUUACGUAUGAGUUUUGUAAAGGAAGAAAGAGCACGUUUAGAAAAGAAACCAACUAGACCAAGAGUUGAAACCUAUGAAGAAUCAUCUCUUCCAAGUGCCAUUGCUUCUGUUGGUGUCAAUGAAGUAAGGACUGAGAAAUCUAAAAAGAAAUCUGAAAUGUCUGAAGCAAAACCAUCAUGCAAUGUUUCAUCAACUCACCCUCCAACAUCUUUACCAACAUCUCAAACCUCUUCCUCUAACUCACCAAUCAUUUUAGAAAAUGUAUCCUCUCCACCAAUUAUCGAACAAGAAAAGAGGAAAGAAGUGGUAGUUGCUAGUCCUGUUACCACUUCAGUUUCAUCACCACCAACUGAAGAAAAGACAACUAUUGAUGAAUCUGCCUCAAAAUCUUACAACUGUGCAUGUUGUGGUAAACCAAACUCUAAAAAGAAGUGUGGUGCCUGUCAAGCUGUUGUUUAUUGCUCAAAGGAAUGCCAAGCUUCACAUUGGAAGGUUCAUAAGACACAAUGUAAGAAGUUGUAG